AAUAACUUGAACACCCCUAUCGUCAUUUGAAGUAAUCGAAUACACAUAAACGUCAUUCGAAGUCAUCGCUCAUUCGAGCGAUCGGAACAGCCGAUGGGCUUAAAACUGAUUGCAAUAAACGAGACGAGUCAGUUGAUUCGGAACCUCCAAACGUAUCAGAUCGCUCUAUUCCUUGUCUCGUAUUCACGGUUCCCAUACGUCUCGCAUUCUUCGCUUUGUCUUUCCACCUGGUUGGACUGUUUCGCGCUAGUUCUUGGCAGUACAUAAAAGUGGCGACGUGGAUUAAGAGUAUUCAGCGAGCGAAUUGUCGACGUUCUGGGAAUUCCCAUACACUAUCCAACGGGAUCAAAACAUCGGAGAAGGCGGGUGAAGGUGAAUCCUUCUAUUGUCCUCGAUUGCGAGCGAAGUUCGGAUUCGGACGACUCCAGAGGUGGUUUUGAACCGGAAGGUCGGGAAAAGUUUCGACAAUUGGAUUUCCUUUUCGUGAUUAUUAUUUAUUUAUUAGGGUUUGCAUUUUUUUAUUAUCUACCGUAUAAUGAGUGCCAGUGUAGCGUAUUCGUUGGAACCCUACCGCAAGGGAACAUCCUUUAAUGACUGGUUUACCCGGUUAAAGUACCUUUUCCGGGUGAACAAUGUAAAAGAAGAAGAUAAAAUGGCAUUUUUCAUCACCAUGAGUGGUCCGGUGAUAUUUGCCGAGAUCAAACUGCUCUUUCCGACAGGCAAUUUUGAAGAAGCUUCAUUGGACGAUAUUGUGUCAAAGCUCAAAAACCGCCUGGAUAAGACGGACCCUGAUUUGGUACAAAGGUACAAAUUUAGUACCAGAGUACAAAACCCAGACGAAAGCACGGAAGAUUUCAUUUUGAAUUUAAAGCUUCAAGCUGAAUUUUGCGGCUUUGACAACUUUAAGGGGGUUGCUAUUCUGGAUCGGUUGAUAGCGGGUAUUAGAGACAAACACCUUAGACAACGACUUCUAGGGGAAGAAGCUUUAACUUUGGCAAAUGCGGAGAAGAUUAUUGCCACAUGGGAAGUAGCUCGAGUUAACGCAGGUACGGCAGAUCAAUCAAAUAUAGGACAUCCGGGAAUGAUAGCUGCAGUGAAUUCAAGAUCCUAUGAACAACGUGGAGUAGCGGCGGCAAGAUUGUCUCAAGUUUAUGAUUUAUCUCGAAAAUAUCAGGGCAUUGGGAACAACGAGGGCAACACUAACAACAGGGGACCGGUAAGAAGCCGUUUAGGGUUUAGACCUGCGGAAAGAUGGCAGCAGACAAAUCGAGUUGGACGCGGAAACGAAGCAGUCAAUUAUCGUACACAAAAUGGACGUCGACAGUGGGUACGACCAGACUAUUCCCAGAUGAUUUGUAACUACUGCGGUGUCAAAGGCCAUAUCCGGAAGAAGUGUUUCAAAUUAAAAAAUUUGCAUCGGGAUGCGGUGAACAUAGUCGAUUCUUUUAAACCGGGGCCAUCGGCAGACAGGCACAUUUCAGAGUUGCUAGAAAGGAUGCAGACCAGAGACGAUGAAGAGGAUGAUGAUAGCGACACAGAUAUGCGUUGGAAGCGCGGAAACAAUGGCGCACAGGACGCAGAUCAGAGUCUGUAAGGGGAACGAUUCGUGGCGAGGGCCUAAUGUUUGGAUCACCAGAAAGAAGCACCAUGACACGACGAUAGACGAAGGCUUAGGAACACCUGUAGUUGAGCCGCCCAAUGGCGAAGAAGAAUUGGAGCAGGCUCCGAAGGGAGGUAGAAAGCGGAAGCGUCGUGAAUCGAUGAGUGA
Molecule: messenger RNA, 1768 nt
Organism: Armigeres subalbatus
Lineage: Eukaryota; Metazoa; Arthropoda; Insecta; Diptera; Culicidae
Exons: 4
Coding region: 536-1594 (352 amino acids)
Molecular function (GO): nucleic acid binding; zinc ion binding
Source: RefSeq, a predicted model, not a curated record